AUGCCUAAGGGUAGUCAGUUCAUCAUUCACGCCUCGGGCGAGACAACGCACUACAUCGCCGACGACUUCACCGAUCCCUGGAAACCCGAUCGACAAACAGUCCUGCUUCAAGGCGGGUUUGCUCGCCAUGCAGCCUUCUUCUACCAUUGGGUUCCUGCUCUAUCUCGGCAUUACAACGUGAUCCGUCGAGACUUGCGCGGACACGGGUACUCCAGUGCGCCAUCCAUCUCUAAGAGACCAGACGUAUACACUCUUGACGCUAUUCUCGGCGAUAUCAUCGACACGCUCGAUCAGCUUGAAAUUGAAAAGGUGCAUUUCUUUGGUGAGAGUACCAGCGGCAUGUUAGGAGAGAUUCUCGCGGCAAAGCAUCCCGAACGGCUACAUAGUCUGACGAUCUGCUCUUCUCCCACUUACCUUCCGGAGGGUACCCAGAAAUUCCUCGCGUUCGGAGAAGAAAGCUUCGCCACGGCUUGCCGGGUACUAGGUUCUCGAGAAUGGGCGAGUAGGUUGAAAUCCUCGCCGGGGACCAUGGCCCAUCCAGAUCCGGGUUAUCAUCGCUGGUGGCUAGAACAGAUAUCAGUCAGUUCUGGUGAAGGACUGGCCAGUUACGCUGAGUUCCUCAGCACGCUUGAUGCGCGACCGUUUCUCUCUCAGAUCCGGAUUCCCGUCCUCAUUCUGGGGCCUGCAAACAGUGCUGCGACAAAGUUGGAAGAGCAGAAAGCAAUCCAGCAGCAGAUCCGAGGUAGCAAAUUGGUCGUGGUGGAAGGGGCAGGACACGAGAUAUACGUGGACAAAGCUGACGAGUGUGUUGGAGAAUUCCUGGAUUUCAUUCAGAAGUUCAAAGGAUAG
Fonsecaea multimorphosa CBS 102226 is the source of this 849-nucleotide messenger RNA. RefSeq lists its product as uncharacterized. The transcript has a single exon. Lineage: Eukaryota; Fungi; Ascomycota; Eurotiomycetes; Chaetothyriales; Herpotrichiellaceae. The record is from RefSeq and is a predicted model, not a curated record. The coding region runs from base 1 to 849 and encodes 282 amino acids.